CGAUCCGCAGCACAUGGCGACAAGCGACGAGGAUUCAUCUCUUGCUUUCUUUAUCCCAUCCCUGCCAUAACCGCUCCCUUCAUCCCACGGCUCGCCACUGUUAUCCUUUCACCCAACUCCCGACUUAUCCCACCGCCACGUCAAUUCCUUCCCGACGCGUUCUGCACCAUUUGCAAAAUAUAACUGUCCAUCUCGAGGUUGCCUACCAUGUCUGACACCGGCGCCGACACUUCCGAUAUUAUCACAGCCUCCGCUGUUCAGUCAGACACUUCGCAGGCUUCUGUUUCCCCUUCCGCCUCCCCUUCAGCUUCUCCUUCCGAUGUCCAAUCUGCCUCCCCCUCCGCGUCAGAGAGUGUCACAGCGUCGCCAUCACCUAGUGAACAGGCUUCUUCGUCACCUUCACCAUCAGCAUCUGCCAGCCCGAGUGCCAGCGCGAGUCCGAGUGCGAGCGAAUCACCCAGCCAGUCUGCACAGCAAAGCCAGUCUGCUUCAUCUUCACCGUCUGACACGUCAAGUGCGGCGCCAAGUUCGAGCGCAGCUCCAACCUCUAAUCCAUCUUCCGUAACAGAGAGCGAGACGUCGAGUCAGAUACCAUCAUCGACGACCCAAUCGUCUGGAGUAGAAAGCUCUACCGUUUCCUCGUCAACUUCGCAAUCCUCUUCUACUCGUGAAAUCGUGACUUUUACGGGAUCAUCCACUUCCACAUCUUCUUCAUCAUCAUCAUCAAGCACGGGCGAAACCACGGUUUCCAGUGCGCUAUCCAUCACCACUACCGACUCUGCUGGCCAUACUAUUACCACCGCUCCCUCUAUGCUCACGCAGCAGCUCACUUCAACUGAUGCAGCUGGCCAAGUGUAUACCGUCACCCAGAUCGUCCAUAACCCUUCAAGUACUGGCACAUCAUCUGCUGCCGAUGGCGAUUCUGGUUUUUUCAGUAACUCUGGCGCAGUAGCGGGUACUUUUGUUGCUGUUGGUCUGGUGGCCACCGCCGGUAUCAUGGCGUUCGUCAUCUUCAUGCUUCGUCGUCGACGCCGUCAGCGUCUCGACCGUGAUGUUUCUGCUGCUGCAUCUGCUGCUGCCGCCGCUGCAGCCCACUCUCGCUCAGGAUACGAUGAUGAAGAUGAUCAGCCUUCUAUGGCACAGUACGGGGGUUAUUAUGCUGCAACCACGCCGAGCAACACAGAUAUCCAUAAUCAGCCUCAACCGGAAAUGGGCCCGUACCAUGAUUAUGAAGACCCUGCUGGAGGGUAUGACCCAUAUGCUGUCAAUAUGGUUAACCUCGCGCCUUCAAACGAAAGACUAUCGACCUCUACAGAGCCUGGUAUGGCCGGUUUCGGUGCUACAAGCGCUCAGGCCAACUAUGCUGUCCAGGCUCCUUACGCUCAAGACCCCAACGGUCAGGAAUACAUGGCUGAGCCCCACCAGCCUGAUUUUUCCAUGCCGGUCCAUGAGCAGCAAGCUGCUAACGAGGGUUACUACUUUGACCCCAGCCAAGCGUAUGCAUACGCGCAAGAAGACGCGUAUGGAGGUUUCCACGACAACACCCAAGACCAGUAUAUACCUGAGCAACCGGCUGGGGGGCAUAGACGCAAUGGGAGUGAUGGGAGUGUUUCGAGGCCUGGGGGGGAGAGAGGACUCAAGGUGACAAACUUUUAGAUGAUCUUUACCACAUCUUCAAGAAAAAUAAAUUACGGAUAAUCUCGAUUGGGCUUUAUUGGAUUCAAGUUGUGUUCAUCUUCUUCUUUAUCUGGACUCGGUGGUGCUUGCAAACUUCUCACCCAGUUUUGUUGACGACCUUUUUACGUCUUCAUCAUACAUGCGCUCUUAUACCUUUUUUUUGCCUUUUAGAGGUCUCCCCCUACUAGCACUCGUUAUACCUUCUAUACUAUGACCUUUUACUGUAUUCUUCUCUUCCAAAUACUAGUCUAUGUAAUGCGUUGUGGCUGGACUACGUUAUUUUAUGAAAUUAGCUUGAUUGAA
Messenger RNA from Cryptococcus deneoformans JEC21, 1980 nucleotides. RefSeq lists its product as hypothetical. The record is from RefSeq and is a predicted model, not a curated record. The transcript is spliced from 3 exons. Bases 208 to 1656 code for a protein of 482 amino acids. NCBI's taxonomy places the organism in Eukaryota, Fungi, Basidiomycota, Tremellomycetes, Tremellales, Cryptococcaceae.